UCGCGAAUGCUUAUCCACUCAAAAUGGCUGCUGUUACGGAUUGAAACCAAAACAUAAGGUGUGCGUGCAUAAACAAAGAAGUAAGAGAGAAUUGAAAGCUAUCGUGUACGAAAUUCUACUAGAUCUGUUGGAUUUCAUUACAUUGAACACAAUCGUAACCGAAUGGCCAUCUAGAUUAGUCCUGUGGGAGGUUUAUCCAGUCAUAAAUAACAUUUCAGCAUGAAAAGAUUCACUCCUCAGCGUCGCUCCAACGUAUCAAAUCACAAAAAAAAGGCAACCGCAAACAAAACUAAAAAGAACACUGGGAAACUUCAGGCUGUCUGUGAGGAGCCAAGUGGACCUGAUUUAAUUAAUAAUCUGAAUGAUGAUUGCUUAGCCAGAAUAUUCAAGUAUCUUUCUCUAGACCAGCGUCUUACCAUUGAAGCAGUUUGUAAACGGUGGAAAGAUGUUUCUCAACUGGCUUGGGACGACGUGAAGAUCUUAAAUUUCACUGUAAGAUGUCCUCCAACGAGUGACUUAUUAAAGUUGCCAGAUGAUUUAAAGUCUAAUCAAUGCAUUGGAAGGAUCAUCAGGAAAUGUGGACGUUAUCUGCACCAAUUACAAUUAGCUGAGCCCUGUAAUUCCAAGAUUCUUCCACUUGUUGGCCAGCACUGUCACAAUCUAGUGAAACUGGAAAUUGAACUCCCAAAAUACGAUAAAAACUGUGCCAAACUAUUUCAACAAAUGCAGAGGCUGAAAUACCUGGAGAUGAAGGGAAUUAGACAGCAUUUCAGUGGUGAAUUUUUCCAGGCUCUGCCGUAUGAAACAUUGACUGAAAUCCAUCUCUGGGCUUAUUUCGCUGAUGCUUAUCUUCCAACAUAUGUUUUUUUACCUCGUGUAGCUCCCAACGCAUUCCAGAGUCUCACCAAACUCACAGCCCUAACGCUCAAUGGUUUUUCCUUGAAGCCCAACAUGAUGAAAGUCAUAAGUCAAAAGUCUGAACUCACUUUCCUCUCCAUCGCAAACUGCUCGAUCAGAAGAGGACUGCCCCACCUGAAUGGUCUGACAAAACUCGAGCAUCUUAAUCUCACAAAAGUUCUCGAGGUUGCCGAUAAUUUCCUUGAGCAAAUAGCGGAGAACUGUAGCAAUAUGAGACACUUGAAUUUGAGCAAAUGCAUCAACGUCGAAGACAAUGGGAUCAAGAGUUUGCUAAAACUAUCUCACCUCGAAGAGCUGAUUCUCAACGAUGCAUUUAAAAUCACAGAUGCUGCCUUCACUGGAAUGUACAAUCUGAAGAAAUUGGAGUGUGAGAGCUGUGAUGGUGUUUACGAUGAGGGAAUGAUAUCAUUGAUUAAAUAUUCAGCCAAUCUGAAGUACCUGAAUCUCGCAGAUACUGGAGUGUCUGAAAGAGUUAUUCGUGAGGCCAUGACUAUCACUAAAAAAAGGACCAACAAUCUUAAACUUCAUUUGGUCGUCAGCAAUUCCGUCAAGGAGGAUUGGAACGAUGAAGAUGAUUUCUCUCCUCUUUUGAUCGUCGAGGGCAAAGAAGAGGGCUUCGAUGAUGAGAGCGAUUCAGACUUCGAUGUCGAUGAUUAUUAUGAUGAAGAUGAGGAUGCUUUAGAUUACGAUUACGAGUAUGUUGAUGAGGAUGACUUCGACAUGUUCAAUUCCUACGAUGAUUAUGAGUACGAGGAAGGUGAUGAUUAUGCACUGCACUUCCUUCGUCUGGUCUAAAGUUCUCCUGAGUUAUAUUUUCUGGUGAAAUGAGGUUAAUGUUACCAAAGUAUUACAGAAUUCAAAUGAGGAGGACUUGUCUAUACUAACAGGAGUUGAAAUUCUCUUUUAUUUUUAUUUUUUGCUCCAUUUUUGAGGCUCUCUUUUUUUUUAUCAUUGAUUUAUCAAGUUUUCUAUGUCCUCCACCACCUCCUGGAGUUGGGAGACUCAUCGAAUGCCAAAAUUCACAGACGAAAAACGAUUAUAAAAUAGCAGGAAUUCCAGAAAGUCCCAGCGAACAUUGAAUUUUCAUUCCCAUCUUUUGCAUUUGUCAAUAACCAGCUGUUUCCUCGUCUUAGAUAUAAUAUUACGUUGAUAACCGCAUAGAGCGUAGAACUGAUGUGUCACAAGUGGCAUUUAGAUCAUUUAAGUUAUUUUUGCAACACUCAAACUAUCGACCCCUUUUCCCAUAUGUAUUAUCUAAUUCAAAUUUUUUAUUACGUCUGUGCAUAAUCGUUGAACGAUAUUAUUCGUAUCAUUUACCCGUUUUUACAGGCGAUUUGAUGUAUGGAUUGCCCUGUAAUUUUUUUUAUUGAAAUUGUAUCCAUGUUUGAUAAGGAAUAAAGGGAAAAUGAGUCAA
Fopius arisanus is the source of this 2332-nucleotide messenger RNA. RefSeq names its product F-box/LRR-repeat protein 13. The coding region runs from base 220 to 1713 and encodes 497 amino acids. Gene Ontology annotation, molecular function: protein binding. Gene Ontology annotation, cellular component: SCF ubiquitin ligase complex. Gene Ontology annotation, biological process: SCF-dependent proteasomal ubiquitin-dependent protein catabolic process. The transcript has 4 exons. The record is from RefSeq and is a predicted model, not a curated record. NCBI's taxonomy places the organism in Eukaryota, Metazoa, Arthropoda, Insecta, Hymenoptera, Braconidae.